GAAGGACGCAGCAGAUAAGGCUGCACAGGCGGCGCAGACGCAAAUGCAGGUGCUGCAGCUGGAGUGUGAUAGGCUGCAGCUGGCCAUCACGUCUGCGCAGAGAGAGCGCGAACACGAGCGAGAAGAGAGAGACGCCGCCGCGCUGGAGAGAGACCGAGUCCGAUCAGAGACAGACAGACUUCAGCAGCUGUGGGAGGAGUCGGAGCGUCGCGCGUCUUCACUACGUGCUGAACUGGCGGCGCUGAGGGAAUCUAUCCAGCAGGGGGCGACAGACAGACAGCUGAUGCAGGCUGAGAACAGACAGCUGAGUGACGCGCUCAACAGGAGCGGGAGCAGUCAUGCUGAACUCUCUCUAGUGCUCAGCAAGCUUCACUCGGAGGAGUCGUCACUCAGAGAUUCUCUCGCUAAGAUGAGCGGCAUUAAUGAGAGUCUCGCGCAGGACAAAUCUGACCUCAACAGCCUCAUCAUACAGCUGGAGGAGGAAAAGAAUGCAUUGCUGUCUCAGCGAAGAGAAGCAGAACAAGAGAAACUGACCAUCAGAGAUGAGCUGGUCCGCUCCGAGCAGGACCGACUGGAGCUGGACUCUCUCCGUCUCGCUCUCCACCAAUCACUGCAGGAGUCUGAGCUGGCCAGGGCGGGGUUGGAGGCGGAGCUUCAGUCGCUGCAGGCAGACAGAGCCAAACUCCAGGACAGAAUCACACAGCUGAUUGGUGAGGUGGGUGGUUUGGAGGCGGAGCUCGGUUCUGUCCGCGGUGAAGGAGACAGGCAGAGCGCCGCUCUCGAGGAGGCGGUGUGUGGGCGGGCGGAGCUAGUGCGAGAGAGGGCGGGGCUUCUGGUUCAGCUGACGGCGUCAGAGAGAGAGAACGCCGCCCUGACGGAGGAGCUCGCCGCCUUCAGGACGGAGCGGGAGAGUCUGGAGACGAGUCUGUUCGAGCUGCAGCAGCAGAUAAAUCAGAUCGAGUGUCGAUGCGAACAGCUGGAGUCAGAGAACCAAAACCUGAGACUGCGCACUGACAGCAUGAUGGCGGAGCUGAAGUGUUUGCGCACUGAAAGAGAGACGGUUCUGUCUCAGAGCGAGAAAGAGAAAGACGUGCUGAGAGACACACUCACGGCCGCUCAACAGGAGGCUCAGCGAGCUCUGCAUGCAGCCCUGUCCGACCACCAGGAGGAGCUGGAGAGACUGACCAAUCAGAAGGAGGUGCUGCGCUGCAGUCUGGAGGCGGAGCAGGAGGUGGCGCUGCGGCGUGUCCGUGAACACCUGGAGGAGCAGAUGAUCCGGCAGGAGAGAGAGCGAGAUGAGCUUCAAGAAGAGCUGCGUUCCCUGCAGCGCAACAGGGACCAGAGUCUGCUACAGGCCGAGACGGACAAACAGCAGGCGCUGUCUGUGAAGGAGGCGGAGAAGACGGUUCUGUGGGAGAAGCUGAGCUCCCUACAGGCGGAGCUGAGCACUGCAGCGCUGGAGCUGGAGAGACUGAGCCGAGAGACGGCGCUCCUCAGAGACCAGGAGCGGAAUGCCGUUGCGGCUCUAAGCGCAGAACUGCAGGAACUGCGCAGUCAGCUGCAGGACGCAGCCAGUGCACACAGGCGUGAGCUGCGCAGGCUACAGGAGAACUGCGCCGAGCAGCAGAUGCAAGCAGAUACGGCGCUCAGAGAGUUGGAGGAGUGUCGCGCGCUGCUGUCGUCUAGCGAGGAGAGCCGUGACAGUGCCAGACGAGAGCUGCUGGAGAUGGAGAAACGCUUGUGCCAGAUACGGGAUGCGGGGGAGGGGCACAGGCGAGAGGGGGCGGAGCUACGGCACUCCCUCAGUGAUGUCACCAAGGAGAGGGACACUCUCAGCCAAUCAAACGUGCAGCUGAGGGAAACGCUGAGAGCAUCAGAGAGCGAGAGAAUCAGCGUGAAGCGCGUGUGUGAGGAGAAGGAGCAGAGAGUGUCUCUGCUGGAGGAGAGUCUGGCGUCUGCGCAGAAGGAGGUGUCUGAUCUGCGCAGCUGUCUGCGCGAGGUGGAGAGGUCCAGACUGGAGGCGCGCAGGGAGCUGCAGGAGCUGCGCAGACAGGUGAAGCUUCUGGACGUGGAGCGCGAGCAGAAGAGCAAGCAGCUGGCCGAGAUGCAGACGCGUCUGUCGCUGGAGGAGCACAAAGACGAGGAGCGAGCCAGAGAACUGAUCUCGCUCAAACAGAGACUCGCCGACACAGAAACUACCAGAAACUCUCUUCAGAAAGAGCUGUCUUCUCUACAGCGGCGUCUGGGCGAGAGCGAGUCGUGUUGGCGCAGUCGCGAGCGAGAGUUGGCGUCUCAGCUGCAGGAGGCUCGCGGCUGUGAGAAGAAGCUUCAGGACGAGGCGCGUAACCUCUCGGUGCGCGCUCAUUCGGCCUGCGAGGCGUCUGCGCAGACGCAGCUGCAGCUGAGCGAGGCGCAGGGCCGUCUGGCUGCGACGGAGGCAGAGCUAUCGCGAGCGGAGGCGGCACGCAGGGAUCUGGAGUUCAGGCUGUGCAGUCUGCAGUCGGCGCUCACGCGCACGCUGGGCAUCGGAGCCAGUGGGCGGAGCAGCAGCAGGGGGCGGAGCCCGGCAGGCUCCUCCCCUUCCUCUCUGACCUCAGGGAUGAUGUCUCGCCAUCGGAGCGUGUCUCCGCUGCACUGCUCGCUAUCGCCACCCAAAGACGUGGCAGGUAACGUGACUCCUGAUAACACCAUGGUGUUGCGGCCGUUGUCUCCCGAGAGGACAGAUGCCCCGCUGCCCGUCGCCCUGAAGGAGCUGGACCCGGAAACCCUGCGCAGCGGCCUCCGAGACUUCCUGCAGGAGCUGCGCGAGGCUCAGAGAGAACGAGAUGAGGCGCGGGGUCAGCUGGGGUCACUGCAGAGGGAACUGGAGGAAGUGGCGGGAGAGAGAGACUCCGCCCACCAGCGCCUCGUUCAGCUACACAACACACUACAGGAGUGCCAAGAGGAUAAGCGUGCGGUGGAUGAGAAGCUGUCGGCGACUCAAGCUCUGCUGCAGCAGCAGGAAGAGUCCCUGCGGAGAGCAGACCGAGACCGCCGAGCGCUAAUCGAGCGAAUCAAAGAGCUGGAGAGACUUUCGCUGAACACCGAGACCGAGCGCAAGCAUGUGGAGGAGCAGUGCAGUAAGCUGCGUGCCGGCGAGGCGCGUCUGGAGGCGGAGCGUCGGCGGCUACGUGAGGCUCUGGAGGCGGCUGAGGGGCGGGGCACACGGGUGGAGCUGGGGAGGCGGAGUCUGGAGGGAGAGCUGCAGAGACUGAGACUGAGUCUGACUGAGAGAGAGAUGGAGAUCCAGACGACUCACGACCGGCACGACAGCGCCAGCAAACAGGUGGCAGAGGGCGAAGCUCGCCUCGUGUCUCUUCAGCGUGAGGUGGAGCGACUGAUGGCGCUGCUGUCUAAAGCUCAGGAUGGAGAGAGCGUUCAGAAAGAGCGAGCGCUUGCUCUCUCUCAGAGCCUGCAGGAAGCCAGCGCCGCCCACAGCGCCACCCAGGGGCGUCUCGCCGCGCUGCAGAAAACACUGGGACACACCGAGACCGAGCGCAGACAGCUACAGGAGCGUGUGGAUGGACUCAGAGCGUCCGUGUCAGACGGGAAGCGUAAUAUCGCAGUGCUCACGGAGCGUGUGCAGACACUGCAGUCAGAACUGACCCAGAGUCAGCUGCGCAGAUCUGAGCUGGAGACAGAGCUGCACAACACACAGGAGGCUCUGCGACUGAAGUCCGACAGUCUGACCGAAGCCCAGUGCAGUCUACAGUCUGCGCAGACAGACAGAGCGUCUGCAGAGGAGCGUCUGCGCAGCCUACAGAGAGCCGUGGCCCUACUGGAGACCGAGAAGAGAGAUACAGAGAGACAGGCCGUCCGGCUGGAGAAGGACAAGGCCGCGCUGAGAAACACACUGGAUAAGGUGGAGCGUCAGAAGCUGAAGACGGAGGAGAGCAGCAUGCGUCUGUGUGCGGAGAAAGGCCGUCUGGAUCGCUCGCUCAACACCGUCGAACAGGAGCUGCAGGACGCGCAGAGACAGAUCGUGCUGCUGCAGGAAGAGUUGUGCGGCGUCAAACAGAAGAUUGCGUUGUGUCUGACUCAGCUGGCGGAACUGGAGCAGAGUCCCAGCGCGAGCGAGCAGGCGGCCCAUCGGGAGGCUGAGAGACUGCGCGUCAGUCAGAGAGAGGCGGAGCGAGCGCUGGCGGCCCGAGAGAGAGCGCACCGGCAGCGCGUCAGGGGUCUGGAGGAGCAGGUGUCCACACUGAAGGAGCAGCUCCAGCAGGAGAUCCGCCGCAGGACACCGGCACUGCCGUCUGCAGGCAGCUGAUCCACACCCAUUUCAGUGCCACCUCUUUACACUGGGUUUUGUGUGCUAAAUGUGCACUUCUGUAUUAAUGCAAUACAGAAGUGCUGAAUCUAUGGAAGCUUGUUUCUGCCACAGGAUAAAAAAAAAAUAAUCUCACAAUUAGACUUU
Sinocyclocheilus rhinocerous is the source of this 4453-nucleotide messenger RNA. Its product is annotated as rootletin-like. The transcript is spliced from 24 exons. The record is from RefSeq and is a predicted model, not a curated record. Bases 44 to 4306 code for a protein of 1420 amino acids. Lineage: Eukaryota; Metazoa; Chordata; Actinopteri; Cypriniformes; Cyprinidae.